GUGGGUCGCGUUUCCAAGAUGGCGACUCCCUAUGUUACUGAUGAAACCGGAAAAUACAUUGCAUCCACACAGCGUCCAGAUGGUACCUGGAGAAAACAAAGACGGGUGAAAGAAGGCUAUGUUCCCCAAGAAGAAGUGCCAGUGUAUGAGAAUAAAUAUGUGAAGUUCUUUAAAAGCAAGCCAGAAUUACCUCCAGGCUUGAAUCCAGAAGUUCACACACCUGUGGCCCGGCAAACGUCAAAGGGACCUGAGGGUGGCGAGACGGGGCUGUCCAAGACCGCUAAGAGGAAUCUCAAACGGAAGGAGAAGAGGAAACAGCAACAGGAAAAAGGGGAUCAAGAUGCCGAUGACCUGAUUCAGUCUUUAGAGAAAACAACCUUGUCAGUGACACCAAGCAGCUGUGGGGAUGGUAAGCUGGCUGUGUCUGAUGCCAACCCAAGAGCCUCUGCUGGCAGCAGGGAUGUGUCCGCCACUGCCAUCUUAGAGAAAAACAAGAAAAUUAAAAAUCUGAAAAAGAAACUACGGCAGGUGGAGGAGCUGCAGGCGCGGAUUGACUCUGGGGAGAUCAAGCAGCCGACCAAAGAGCAGUUAGAGAAGCUGGCUCGACGGAAAGCUUUGGAAGAGGAACUUGAGGACCUGGAACUGGAUUUGUAAAGGGUUGGAAUAUCAACUGGACCUAGUGUGUGUAGGAACAAACCGUCCCCGGGGAAACAUUCUCAGAACGGUGCAACAAAAAAGACCAGAAGAUGGUGAUGUCUUCAGGCUUCCCCUUUGUAUCAUUAUUUUAUUUUAUGUUGAUGCUGUCUGAAUUUUUAAAAGUAUUUCUCCCAGCUGUUGAUGUGUUAGCUAUCUAGGACCUCUUUAAGGACAACGGGUUUGCCACCUACUUCUUUCUAGUUUCUUCCUCCCCUUCCCACCUCCAUUCCUGUUUCAGGCAGGUAGCUGAAAUGUCAUUUGGCACAGAGGGGCUGACUUUCAGAGGCACCUGAGCAGGGGGAGCAGUCUGUCUUUUCUUCCUGCCACUGUAUUAUAUUCAACAUUUUCACGUUCUCUGUAACAGUCACACGGCCUUCCAUCUUCUCU
Molecule: messenger RNA, 1083 nt
Organism: Protobothrops mucrosquamatus (brown spotted pit viper)
Lineage: Eukaryota; Metazoa; Chordata; Lepidosauria; Squamata; Viperidae
Gene: PYM1
Product: PYM homolog 1, exon junction complex associated factor
Exons: 3
Coding region: 19-654 (211 amino acids)
Biological process (GO): exon-exon junction complex disassembly
Cellular component (GO): exon-exon junction complex; cytoplasm
Molecular function (GO): RNA binding
Source: RefSeq, a predicted model, not a curated record